AUGGAAGAAAUGGUCGCUAAUAAAAUUGAUAAAUGGGAGAGCUCGUCUGUGCCAGUCUCUAACAGAAAGGUCAAGGAUUUCUUAGACACACUUCUCACAGCACGAGAUGAAGACGGGAAUGGAAUGACGGCGUUAGAGAUACGAAACGAGGUGGACACUUUCUUGUUUGAAGGCCACGACACGACGGCCAGCGGGAUGACGUGGGCACUGUACGAGCUGGCCAAACACCCAGAGCACCAGGAGAGGAUUUACGACGAGGUCAAGGACGUCUUGGACGGCAGGGAGCAUCUGGACUGGAAUGAUCUUCCGAAGCUGGAGUUCACAACGAUGUGCAUCAAAGAAGGUCUCAGGCUUCACUCGGCUAUUCCAGCUAUUGAGAGAACAACGGUGGGAGAGUGUGUGAUUAAUGGAAUCUCAUUUCCUGCUGGGACACGGGUCGCAAUCCAGCUGUGGAUACUACACCACAAUCCACACAUUUGGGAGGAUCUACACGUUUACAACCCAGAGAGGUUUCCAGACAACCAGGCCAACAUGGAUCCGUUCCAGUUCCUUCCCUUCUCCGCGGGGUCAAGAAAUUGCAUAGGCCAGAACUUCGCUAUGAAUGAAAUGAAGACUACGAUAGCCAGAAUAAUUAGGAAAUUUAGACUGACCGUGGAUCAGAAGAAUAAUGUACGACGUUUACCGAUGGUCACCAUGAAGCCAGAGAACAAAGUCUUGUUGUUCGCUUCGGCCAGGGAUUAG
Physella acuta is the source of this 741-nucleotide messenger RNA. RefSeq names its product ultra-long-chain fatty acid omega-hydroxylase-like. NCBI's taxonomy places the organism in Eukaryota, Metazoa, Mollusca, Gastropoda, Physidae. Gene Ontology annotation, molecular function: iron ion binding; oxidoreductase activity, acting on paired donors, with incorporation or reduction of molecular oxygen; monooxygenase activity. The record is from RefSeq and is a predicted model, not a curated record.